GCGGAAACUUUUGCCUCUUCAUCUCUCUUCUUCUUCUCUUCUUCAUUUUUCUUUUCUUUCCAAGCCCAGAUUUCCUCGUCCGUCUCUACACAGCACAUACCGCCCACCAUGUCCUGGCAAGCUUUCGUCGACACUAGCCUGGUCGCUACCGGCCACAUCACCAAGGGCGCCAUUAUCAGCAUCGCUGGCGACAGCGCCUGGGCCUCUUCCCCUGACCUGACCAUUUCCCCCGCCGAGAUGAAGGUUAUUGCCAGCAUCGUCGCCAAGGACCAAGCUGCCACCGACAAGGCUUUUGCCGAGGGUCUUUACGUUGGCGGCCAGCGCUACGUCCUGGCCCGAGCUGACGACAACAUCUACGCACGAGCUGGUCGUGACGGUGUUGCCAUCACCCCCUCCAAGGCCGCCAUCGUUAUCGGCAUCCACGGCGAGACCCAGGUUGCCGGAAACGCCACCUCAGUCGUUGUUGCCCUCGCCGAGCACCUCAAGGGUACCGGAUACUAAGUUGGACCAGCGAUGGGAUGAGCGCGCGAUUAGGGUUGCGUGGAAAUGAAAAUGUGUCAAGCACUCGUGCCGGAAGACAGCGUUGGAUGAUAUAGGAGAAAGGGAGGAGUUUCCAUGGG
Trichoderma asperellum CBS 433.97 is the source of this 620-nucleotide messenger RNA. RefSeq lists its product as uncharacterized. NCBI's taxonomy places the organism in Eukaryota, Fungi, Ascomycota, Sordariomycetes, Hypocreales, Hypocreaceae. Gene Ontology annotation, molecular function: actin monomer binding. The record is from RefSeq and is a predicted model, not a curated record. Gene Ontology annotation, cellular component: cell cortex.